Molecule: messenger RNA, 1440 nt
Organism: Thyridium curvatum
Lineage: Eukaryota; Fungi; Ascomycota; Sordariomycetes; Thyridiales; Thyridiaceae
Exons: 7
Coding region: 1-1440 (479 amino acids)
Source: RefSeq, a predicted model, not a curated record
AUGGGUCAACCCAAAAUGACGCUCAAACAAAAGGCGAACGCCAAGCUUCACUCGCCAUACUGGCAAAACUUCAUCAUCGGCAUCGAGAUCGGUCUCACUGGCGGACUUUAUGUUGCCUUGAACAUGCUCGGGGCCGCUGGCGGGAAACCAAACUCGGCAUCGACAAUCAACACUGCAAAUGCUGUCCUCUGUGCGUUCUACGCGCUGAGUGCACUCUUUGGAGGCACGGUUCUGAACAUGAUCGGGCCGGCGUGGACUGGAUUUUUUGGCAUUAUCGGUUACAUCCUGUAUAUUGGAAGUCUUUGGCACUUUGACAAGUAUGCAGUGGCAGCCUUUCCUCUCUUUGCGGCCAUCUGUCUUGGGACUUCCGCCGGUUUGAUCUAUGUGUGCCAAGGAUAUAUCUCCAUGUCAUACUCUGAAGAGAAGGAAAGAGGAAAGUUCGUCGCGAUCGCCCUGAACCUGCAAGCUCUGGGAGCUGUCAUUGGUGGCAUUAUACCUCUCCUAAUCAACAGAAACAAGAAUGUCAGCGACGGUGUUCCCCCAGCUGUGUACGCGACCUUCAUUGCCAUGGACUUUGUCGGAUGCGCCAUGGCUUUCCUCCUAGCUUCUCCUGAGAAAGUACGACGAAGUGAUGGUACGGAUGUUGCCGAAAUCAAGCCGCGCACAUUCCUUGAAGAACUCAAGGGAAAUCUUGACGCUUUGAAAGACUGGAGGCUUUGGUUGAUGGUUCCCGCCUUCCUACCUGCUCAGUCCUAUCUCGUCUACGCUGGUUCCGUCAAUGUUUACCUGAACAGUUUGAGGGCUCGAAGCUUGCUAUCAUUCUGUGCUGUCGUCCUUCAGAUUCCCGUCGCAUGGGUUUUGCAAUGGGUUCUAGACCACCCGAAACUUAAACGCCGGAGCCGAGCUGUGGCCGGGCUUUGCUUCGUUGGAAUACCCCUCAUCGGAUCGUGGAUCUGGCAACUCGUCAGGGAUCAUUCCUACAACCGAAACAACCCCCCAGCGGAUCCUGUGGACUGGAACGAUAACGGCUUCGCCGCAAUCUUUGUCCUCUUCAUGCUCAACUGGGUAUUUUCAGCCCUUUGGCAGUACAUAGUCAUGUACUUCCUGGGAUGUCUGACCAACAACCCUCGUCUGGCAGCGAACAACGCUGGCGUGUUCCGAGGCAUCAUGGCCACCGGCGAGGCCGUGACCUUUGGGCUCGACAGCCGCAAAGUCCCGUUCGUGCUAAUUGGAGGUCUCAUUCUUGGAUUCUACGCCCUUGCUUUUGUUAUGAUGGGAUACAUGGCCCUGUUUGUUCUGGAAGACUCCAAGUACUUCCAGGAGGAAGAAGUGACAAUUCCGAAGCAUGUCAUCAUCGAGCAUGAUAUGCAGAUUGGUAUCGACCCGGAGGGCUUGAAGGAACAGGGUAACAAUGACUCCUCGCAAGACGAGAAGAAAUAG